This is a messenger RNA of Jaculus jaculus (lesser Egyptian jerboa), 5180 nucleotides long. It is a transcript of the gene Spring1, whose product is annotated as SREBF pathway regulator in golgi 1. The transcript is spliced from 5 exons. Bases 43 to 660 code for a protein of 205 amino acids. The record is from RefSeq and is a predicted model, not a curated record. Gene Ontology annotation, biological process: positive regulation of SREBP signaling pathway. Lineage: Eukaryota; Metazoa; Chordata; Mammalia; Rodentia; Dipodidae.
CGCCGGGCCCGGGCCCCGGCCCCGCUCCGCGUCCGCGCCGGUAUGGUGAACCUGGCGGCCCUGGUGUGGCGCCGGCUUCUGCGGAAGCGGUGGGUGCUCGCCCUGGUCUUCGGGCUCUCGCUCGUCUACUUCCUCAGCAGCACCUUCAAGCAGGAGGAGAGGGCAGUGAGAGAUCGGAACCUCCUCCAGGUUCAAGACCAUGACCAGCCCAUCCCCUGGAAGGUGCAGUUUAACUUGGGCAACAGCAGCCGACCAAGCAACCAGUGCCGGAACUCCGUUCAAGGGAAGCACCUCAUCACGGACGAGCUGGGCUACGUCUGUGAGAGGAAGGACCUGCUGGCGAAUGGCUGCUGUGACGUCGGAGUCCCCAGCACAAAGCAGUACUGCUGUGACGGGUGCCUGGCCAAAGGCUGCUGUGGUGCCUAUGAGCACUGUGUCUCCUGCUGCCUACAGCCCAGCAAGCAACUUCUCCUGGAGCGCUUCCUUAACCGGGCAGCUGUGGCCUUCCAGAACCUCUUCAUGGCCGUUGAAGACCACUUUGAAUUGUGCUUGGCUAAGUGCAGGACCUCCUCCCAGAGUGUGCAGCAUGAGAAUUCGUACCGGGACCCUGUAGCGAAGUACUGCUAUGGAGAGAGCCCGCCUGAGCUCUUCCCCGCAUGAUGGGAUAUGGAGAAUUGGCAACCUGAGCCAGCCUGGUCCGGAGAGAAGAUGAGGUGGAAAGCCACACAAGGGCCCCGUGGCCUUGGCCAUGUCCUGUGGUGGUUGGCGUUGCCUGAUUGCCUCAUAGCGUGCUGAAGCAGCUGGAUGGUCUUUUCUGUGGAGCAGCCCUCCCCCGAGCCUCUUGUCAGCGCACGCUGGGGAAUGUGAGAACCAGUGCAGGCCAGACAUGGCCCUGGUACCUCGCGGGGUCCCAGGACUGCUGGUCAGUGGCCCAGUGUUCACUUCCAUUUUGAUCCAGCCCUGGACGAAUGCUCCCUGGACUUCUGGGGGCACUGAGGAAAUGCAGUGUUUUGUAGGACAUGCCUGGCUUUUCCAGCUGAAUCUGUUACUCUGUCUCCUUGAGUUUCAGAAGUUACAUCGUUCCUUCACCCAGAUGGAAAGGUUUGUCUCAAAGAAUGCGAGCAUUCUUCCUGGGUCAUUGUUGUUGGUUCUGUUCUGAAGAACAUUUGAAGAGUGGUCCUUGAUCACAGCCUCAUGUCAGCCCUGAUACUCAGAGGUACCUAAAGCCUCAGAGAGGCCACUCCUCACUAAGCUGGUGAGACUGCCUGCAGCUGGCCCUGUGGGCCUUCCUGAUGCUGGGUGUGCUCAUGUCCCUGAGGUGACAGCUGUGCCUCCGCCAGAAACCCCUGCUGGCUGUCCUGGAGGAGUCCAUUCCCUUUUCCUCGCCAUUGUUGAAACCCCUCAGCGAUGGAACAGUCCCCCGCCCUCCCCCCAUCCGUCACGGGAGCCAACAUUGACCACUAGACCGUGCACAUUGUACAGUGCACAUCCAUGUUUUCUUGCUUGGCGUGACAGGUGUAAAUGUUUGUUUCCUUGUAAUUCAUGAAGAAGAAAAGAAAACCCACCUUCCCGUGCCAGGCCUGUAUGAGUUUGGUGUCCCUGCUUAGUUGGAGACGACCCUGCCGGGCAUGGCCUGGCGCACUGCAGCACCCCGGACCCAUGAGCUCGCAGUGCUGGGCAGUUCUCCCGCCGGCUCUGCUUCAGAAUCCAAGGUUAAGACGCGGUGUCUUUGACUCUCCCACCCUUGACUUGAGGGGCGCAUCCACACACGCAGCCCUGCCAGCCCUCUCACUGGCCCUGGGUUGAGCCUGGUUGUGUUUGGCUCUUCAGUUCUGGUUGAUUUGGGGCUGGGGGUUUCGCUCAGUGCACUGAGGACUGGUUAAGGUCCUGGGUUUGGUCCUUGGCACAGGGAAAACAAAACAUCUGUGGAGCUGACCUGAGGGGGGUGAGGGUUAAUUUUUUUAUUUAUUAGAAAGAGGAAGAGUGAGAGAAGAGAAUGGGCAUGCCAGGGCCUCCAGCCACUACAGAUGAACUCCAGACACAUGUACCGCCUUGCGCAUCUGGCUUAUGAGGGUUCUGGGAAGUCCUUCGUCUCCUCAGGCAAGCGCCUGAGCUGCGCAGUUUCUUUCAGCGGAGCCUUUUCGUGGAGCCAGCUUGGCCUCCAGAGUGAGAGUUCCCUUUGCUUCCUCCUGCUGCCACUUUCACCUCCCCCCGUUCCCCACAUCCGCCUGCUUCAAGGGCCACUGACAGGCAGUGUCUGUUCUGUUGCCUUGUGCUCAGGGUCAAACCCAGGGCCUUGCGCUCUGUAGUGAGCCAUACCCCUUCUAGUGAGAUGUUUCUGUAGUGUUAGCUACCAGAAAAUCUGCCCUGUUUAUGUGGGACUUGCAGGUGUGUAUUCAGUGUGCUGACACAGGCUGGUGACACCUGGACGCUCUGGCACUGUCAUCCUUUAGUGUAACUAGACGUGUGCCUGAGACAGUCCAGGAUGGCCUCAAACUGAGUACGUAAUGGAGACUGCCCUGCCCCCCCUGCCCAGGUGCUGCGUUACCGGUAGGUGUGUGUCAUCCUGGCUGCCUGGGUCUGAGAGGUGUCCUCCUGGGUUGGCGGUUGGAGUCGGUGCGGUUCUCUCUGCUGAGCUCCUCUUCAUCUGAGCAGAGACUGGGACCCAGAUUUCCCAUGAACAGUUAUGUCACGGGUCAGCCGUGCCUGCAGACAGAUCCACUGUGACUUGGCACUCGAAUGGCACAUUUUGCACAUUCUGUGAGUUCACUGCACCCUUGCCAUUCGAGAAGCCAGCUUGCUUGUGUUUCAUGCACAGAUGAGAAAGCAAAAGGUGGUGUUGACUCAAGUCCCCACCGAGGUCCAAUGACAGAACCAAACAAAAGCUUCUUCCCGCCUCUCCUGCCAGCUCGGCACUGAAUCGCCCUAGGCUGGCGCCCUGGGGACCAGAUGGAUUUCACUUUUCCAGGCCAGAAGAGGGAAGAGGUGGUGGACACACCCAAGUUAGGCGGGUCAUGCAGAGGUCAUUUUUAUUUGGACCUGGAGUUUGUUUUUAUUGUGCUUUAAUCAAGUAGGGGUGUGUGCACUGUUGGAAAUUCAUAGCACUUCUGACCACAUGAUGGCAUGGGCCGCCGAAGUGCCUGCAUGUGGCCUUGCUCCCACUCAGGAUCCCUCACCCCCACUCUGUUUGUCUUGGCUUCCCUUGAUAGAGUCUCUAGAGUCAGGGACCUUUAGUUUUGUGUGCUGAGCAAAGACGUGGCACGUGUUGGCAGUUUAAGAAAAGAUUCCAAAGGAGAAAACACCUUUGGAACUUAAGGAAGAUGAAUAUGAAGUGUUCCGGGCUCAAGAUAAUUGUGUAACUCGGGCGUUCCCCUCAGUUCUAAACGCUGUCUCCGUCAGCUAUGGAGAUGCCCUGCAAAAGAAGCCCACGGGGAAUGAAGAGGGUUUCGAACCAGGCUUGUAAAAGAGUCUGAGGCCGGAGAGAUGGCUCAGAGGUUAAGUGUGCUUCUUGAACAAGCAUGAGGAGCUGAGUGGACCUGACACCGGCCAAGUUCCAACUUCCAGAUCCCAUGUAAGCAGCUGAGCAUGGUGACAUGUGCCUGUCACUCCAGCCCCACCAAGGGGAACAGAGAUCUAGGAAUUCUCCAGGCUCCUGAGAAAAAGCAGCAUGCUCCUGGUGUCUGUAAAACUGGUUCAAACAUGAAUGGGUGGAAGGUGAUGGAGCAGACACCUGGGUUCUUCAGGCAAGGGCUCCCUGCCGCAGGUAGGCACGCUUGCGUAUAUGCUCCACCACGCACACAAGCAAAAGCAACGAGGGUAUGACCUACCUUCCUCAGUCAUGGCCGUAGCCCCAUCAUGGGGAGCCAGGACAGAAAGGUGAGCUCUGGGCAUCUUGGAAAGGCCGAGGAGGCCUGCAGACCAACCACCGUAGCUCUAGCCUACUCCCAAAGGCUGCCACGGACCUCCUGGGAUUGGAGAGCACCUCAGUUGGGGAGCAGUUCCGCACCCAACUCUUCCCAUCCUCAGGAUUUGCAGGUUAAGUCGCUAGUGCCUCCAGCUAUUGUGGAGCUGGCAACCUCCUCACACUUCUUAGGAGUGUGGCAGGCAGAGUGCUUCCCUCCAGAGCCUCAGGCUUUCAUCUCUAAAGUGGGAUCACAGGCCUGUGUCACCUGGAUUUGCAAAGAAGUGUUUCUGAGAGCUCAGGCCACUGCUUGACAGGAAGCCCACGUCUGCAGAUUGUAAGAGCCGCACCAGGUGGGGCAGGCUUCUGGGGCAGGAAGAGGCUAAUACAGGACUCCCAGCCACUUUCUUUCUAGCAGUAAGAACUUGGGCUCUGUGGCAUGCAAGCAGAAAAGCAGCCACGCAGAGCCAGAGGGUUUACAAAGGAGGGCAGGGAGUUGGGGAGGCAGGGAAAUCACCAAAACCAAAUUUUGGAAAAUUCCAUAAUGAAACCUAAUACUCGUAUACUAAUUGAAAAUAAAUAGGAAAAGGACUUGUACUAAAAAUUAAAAAUUCAGAAAUAUAUAAUGAUGAAAAUAAUAACCUAAAGUCACAUAACCAAGAGAGAAACAGCAGCUCUUUUUCUCCAUGAUUUUCAAAGCAAAAACGGGGAUGUUUUCCCUCUUAAAAACAAUCCUUGUAAGUUUCCUGCUUACAGGCCUGUGUGACACUUUGAAGGACCUUGGUGUCAGCUUCGGGGAUAUGCAGCCCUGUCACUAACCACGUUAAGGGACAUGUAACGUGUUUUCAGAGGUGGGUUUGUCUUUACAAAUAAUCCGUUGAGGAUCUGUCUGUACAUGGCUGCCGGUACUUUCAACAUUUCUCACCUAAUGUGCAUGGGAACUGUCUGUCACCACUCUCCUAAUAGACGUAAUAAUUGUCAAGGUUUUUUUUUUUUUUUUUUGCUAAAGGGUUUCCAUGUUCCAAUUUGUAUUAAUUUUAUUAUCUUUAACAUCAUAAUCCUCAUGUGUGUUAGAAUUCAUACUGAACAAUGAGCUCUGAGUUGUAAACAAGGGUUUAUGUUUUGUACCUGUCUGUAUGUCUUCGUAAGUUUAGUAAUACACUAUUAAUGUGUAUUUAUUUAGUUCCUAAUGAGAUGAACUCCAUUUUACAUUUUGUUCAUUUAUUGUUUGUAUAUGGUGAGUGACCUCUUCAUGAUUUGAUAAGUUUUCCCCCAAUUA